Messenger RNA from Pseudophryne corroboree (corroboree frog), 4006 nucleotides. RefSeq names its product ATPase H+ transporting V0 subunit a1 (gene ATP6V0A1). Bases 167 to 2791 code for a protein of 874 amino acids. Gene Ontology annotation, cellular component: vacuolar proton-transporting V-type ATPase complex; vacuolar proton-transporting V-type ATPase, V0 domain; plasma membrane. Gene Ontology annotation, molecular function: ATPase binding; proton-transporting ATPase activity, rotational mechanism. The transcript has 22 exons. The record is from RefSeq and is a predicted model, not a curated record. Gene Ontology annotation, biological process: vacuolar acidification; proton transmembrane transport. Lineage: Eukaryota; Metazoa; Chordata; Amphibia; Anura; Myobatrachidae.
GAGGAAGUGUACCAAUACCAGGGGAACAAGCUAAUGGCGGCUGCGCGGCCUGUCAGUGACGUCACGGGGCCGGCCCGCUGGCUGCUGGGGUAGGAGGAGGAGGAAAGAGCAGCUGAUGCUGUGCUGUGAUCUGCAGGCAAGGUUAAGCAUCAACUAAUCCAGAAAGAUGGGGGAACUCUUCCGAAGUGAGGAGAUGACGUUAGCACAGCUUUUCUUACAGUCUGAAGCUGCUUACUGCUGCGUCAGCGAACUUGGAGAGCUGGGAAAAGUACAGUUCCGAGAUUUGAAUCCUGAUGUCAACGUUUUCCAGAGGAAAUUUGUCAAUGAAGUCAGAAGAUGUGAGGAAAUGGACCGUAAAUUGCGAUUUGUAGAGAAGGAGAUUAAGAAAGCAAGUAUACCAAUUCUCGAUACAGGGGAGAACCCAGAAGUUCCCUUCCCUAGGGAUAUGAUUGACCUUGAGGCCAAUUUUGAGAAGAUUGAGAAUGAACUUAAAGAGAUUAAUACCAACCAGGAAGCAUUAAAGAGGAACUUUCUGGAGCUGACUGAGUUAAAAUACAUUCUACGGAAAACGCAACAGUUUUUUGAUGAGGCUCAAUUGCAUCAUCAUCAGCAGAUGGCGGAUCCCGACCUACUGGAGGAGUCAUCAUCACUCCUGGAACCGAGCGAGAUAGGAAGAGGAACCCCACUGAGACUUGGGUUUGUGGCUGGUGUGAUUAAUCGUGAAAGGAUUCCCACCUUUGAGAGGAUGUUAUGGCGAGUUUGCCGUGGUAAUGUGUUCCUGCGACAAGCGGAAAUUGAAAACCCAUUGGAAGAUCCAGUAACAGGGGACAGUGUUCACAAAUCCGUCUUUAUCAUAUUCUUCCAAGGGGACCAGCUAAAGAACAGAGUGAAAAAGAUCUGUGAAGGGUUCCGGGCUUCUCUCUAUCCCUGUCCAGAGACACCACAAGAGCGCAAAGAAAUGGCUGCAGGAGUAAACACAAGAAUUGAUGAUCUUCAAAUGGUCCUCAAUCAAACAGAAGACCAUCGCCAACGUGUUCUCCAGGCUGCUGCCAAGACAAUACGUGUGUGGUUCAUCAAGGUCAGAAAGAUGAAGGCCAUUUACCAUACCCUGAACCUGUGCAACAUUGAUGUGACCCAGAAGUGCCUGAUAGCAGAAGUCUGGUGCCCUGUGGCUGAUCUGGAUUCCAUCCAGUUUGCUCUUCGAAGAGGAACAGAACAUAGUGGAUCAACUGUCCCUUCCAUCCUGAACAGGAUGCAGACUAACCAGACCCCACCAACCUACAACAAGACCAACAAAUUCACCUAUGGCUUCCAAAACCUAGUGGAUGCCUAUGGUAUUGGUACCUACCGGGAGAUAAACCCAGCUCCAUAUACAAUCAUCACGUUCCCCUUCCUGUUCGCUGUGAUGUUUGGGGACUUUGGACAUGGCGUACUGAUGACACUAUUUGCGGUUUGGAUGGUCGUGAGAGAGAGCCGGAUUCUAUCCCAAAAGACUGAUAAUGAGCUCUUCAAUAUGGUGUUCAGUGGUAGAUAUAUUAUUCUUCUGAUGGGGGCCUUCUCUAUCUAUACUGGCCUCAUCUACAAUGACUGCUUCUCUAAAGCUCUCAACAUGUUUGGCUCCUCGUGGAGUGUGAGACCAAUGUUCACCAGUACAAAGGCCAACUGGACAGAAGACCUUCUGAGGGUUGUGCCAGCUCUGCAGCUUGAUCCAGAUGUCAGUGGAGUGUUCAAUGGACCUUAUCCUUUUGGCAUUGAUCCGAUUUGGAGCAUAGCAACUAACAAGCUGACCUUCUUGAACUCCUUCAAAAUGAAAAUGUCGGUCAUCCUUGGCAUCAUACAUAUGCUUUUUGGGGUCACCCUCGGCUUACUGAACCACAUAUACUUCAAGAAGCCUUUGAACAUUUAUCUUGGAUUUAUCCCAGAGAUUAUCUUCAUGUUGUCUCUGUUUGGAUACUUGGUCAUACUCAUACUUUUCAAGUGGUGCGCCUAUGAUGCUGCCACCUCUAAGGGUGCUCCUAGCCUCCUAAUUCACUUCAUUAACAUGUUCCUCUUCAACUACAGUGAUCCGAAUACUCCUCCGCUUUAUAGCGGCCAGAAAGGUUUGCAGUGUUUCCUGGUUGUGUGUGCCAUGCUGUGCAUACCUUGGAUGUUGGUCUUUAAGCCUGUUGUGCUACGCCGCCAAUACUUGUGGAGAAAGCAUUUGGGUACGCAUAACUUCGGAGGUAUCCGCGUUGGUAAUGGGCCCACAGAAGAAGAUGCCGAAAUUAUUCAGCAUGACCAGCUGUCCAUGCACUCGGAGGAAGGAGAAGAGCUCUCCAACCAAUUCUCCUAUCAAGAAGAUUCUGUAGUGAUUGCUUCUGAGGAAGUAGAGCAGGAGGAAGUUGUUGUUAUGGUAACAGUCCAGUCUUUUAAUUUUGGUGAUGUCGUGGUAAACCAAGCCAUUCAUACAAUUGAAUACUGUUUGGGAUGCGUUUCUAACACUGCCUCAUAUCUGCGUCUCUGGGCUCUGAGUCUGGCACAUGCCCAACUGUCUGAGGUCCUCUGGACCAUGGUGAUGCAUGUGGGCCUGAACGUGAAGAACCUGGGCGGGGGCUUUCUCCUGGUCUUCGUAUUUGCUGCUUUCUCUACGCUCACCAUCGCUAUCUUGCUAGUCAUGGAGGGACUGUCUGCCUUCCUGCAUGCCCUCCGUUUACACUGGGUGGAAUUUCAAAACAAAUUUUAUAUUGGAACAGGCUUUAAGUUUAUGCCCUUUUCAUUCGAGAGCAUCCGAGAGGGCAAGUUCGAUGACUGAGACCCUCCAUCAGUUGUGCUACUCUACCUCCGUGUAAUGUUUUCCUGUCAUGGUGUAUUGGUGUGACCUCGCCUAUCCUUCAUGCUUCAUAGACCUGCAGUAGUCUUACGAGUGUUCAGAGUUGUACAGGAAUCGGUGUUCAUUAAGCAGCCUACUAAAUAAAGAGGAAAUACUGCCUGCCACAAGCGGGGAAUCAUUCUUAAUAAUACCAGUGGUUUUAGUAUGCAGAUCACUAGGUUCCCUUAUCCUCACAUGUUCCUAUUCUCAUCUAUAAUUCUACUCACCACCCUCUACCUCGUUAUUUUGUUACGUAAUGAUACCUUUUAGUGAUCAUGUCUGGCAUUGUUAUAAUCUCAUUCAGUAAUGCUUUCUAAAAAAAACCCGACAACUUUAAGAUCAAGUCUCACAUGAUAAAUAUCCAUUCUAUCAGGGCUCAUUCAGAAGACAGGCUUUUCUGGCGGUUUGGGGAGGAAUAUUAUGUUUAUAGACAUAAAGUACAUUUCAUCUAAAUAUAUCGCUAUUGGAAGAGAACCCUAACUGGCCAUGACAGAAUUUUGAUUACUAGCUUACCCCUAUAGAUGGUGAACUAUUCAACAAAGAUGUUACUUAUAUAUUUAGUUUAUCAACGUAUCUUUCAUAUAUUGCCCCAAUCUAUUAGGUAUGGGAGUACACAUAUCAACUCAAUAUUGCAGAAGGUGAUUACAGCUUGUGUCUGUAUUUUACCAGUAAAACCACACUAAAUGUUUAAAGACACUAGGUAAAAGUUUAUAUAUUGAACCUUGUCAUGCCUAUCUUAAAUAAAGUAACACCCACACAAAUGUCACUGGAUAAUGGAAUGCUAGGGAGUCAUUUCUGAAGUUAGGGGUAGCUGCAGAAAAAUUGUAAAAUGCAUCAAUCACCACAUCAAGAGGCAGCCAUUUUGUGGGCUUAGCUAAUAUCCACCAGUGACCUCACAGGAUCCUGAGGCAUUUUGUGCCUCGGGGAACUCAUCAAUUCAUAGUGAAUUGAUAGGUCACAAACUAAUACUGCAAUCAGCCUUCCUGGAUGUAACAAUUCAGUUACUAAGGUCAUGUCCCAUCAUUGUCAGGAUAUUUAUGUUUACAUUAGUGCUGUCACUCUUUGCUGAUGUCAUUUCUAUGACCCUAUUGCUGCUGUGAAUCGGUGAAUGAAGUGUCCCUCAUGGUAAUAAACGCUUAAUUUAUGACAACCCGAAAA